This is a messenger RNA of Humulus lupulus (European hop), 1576 nucleotides long. RefSeq names its product putative methylesterase 11, chloroplastic. The record is from RefSeq and is a predicted model, not a curated record. Lineage: Eukaryota; Viridiplantae; Streptophyta; Magnoliopsida; Rosales; Cannabaceae. Bases 195 to 1340 code for a protein of 381 amino acids. Gene Ontology annotation, molecular function: methyl jasmonate esterase activity; methyl indole-3-acetate esterase activity. The transcript is spliced from 5 exons.
AGUCGUUACCUGCUCAUGACUAUGACCAAAUCAAUCGCUCCUCCUUUCUUGUGAAGCCCAGUUCGUCACCAUCAUCGACCUCUGUUUUCUCUCUCUCUCUCUCUCUGUCUUCACUUUACAGAGCCUUCAGAGGUUUUUUUAUCCGGGUUUUGUUUUAUUUAUAUUUAUUUUUCUAUACAUGAUAACCGCCAUUAAUGGGCAAUCUAUGUGCUGGUUUCGCACCCAAAUCAGUGAAGAAAAAACCCACGAAGCGCCUCCAAAACCCGCCGCCGCAUGCCAAUUCGAGCAACCGAUGGGCCCGGAUCCGAUCCUCGCGGAAGGAGAAGCUCGACGACGGUUUGCUUCAUGAACAGGCUCUCGCCGCCGCGAUCCUCUUUCAGCAGCAUCACCACCAAAAUGGGUCUCUCCCUUUUGACCGCUCCUCUUCGCUUCGGUAUCCGAAUUCCAGCUCCAAGAAGAGCAGUAACACCUUGCCCCGGAGUUCUAGCUCCCGAGCUCGGUCUCUCACUGAUCCUCUGCUGCAGCCUCAACAGCUUGUUAACCAGGAUGUAAAGCAUGAUGAUCUAGAAACCAGCCAUUUUGUCCUUGUUCAUGGAGGUGGCUUUGGUGCUUGGUGUUGGUAUAAAACUAUAGCUCUCUUGGAAGAGGGUGGUUUUAAAGUUACUGCCAUAGACUUGACUGGUUCUGGAAUUCAUUCAUCUGAUGCAAAUAGCAUUACAAACCUUUCACAAUAUGUGAAGCCGCUUACUGAUUUUCUUGAAAAUCUUGCUGAGGGAGAGAAGGUGAUCUUGGUGGGACAUGAUUUUGGUGGUGCGUGUAUUGCAUAUGCUAUGGAGCUAUUUCCUCUUAAAAUUUCGAAGGCUGUUUUUCUUGCGGCAGCAAUGUUGAAAAAUGGAAAAAGUACUCUUGAUAUGUUCUCCCAACAGGCUGGUUCAGAUGAUCUAAUGCGCCAGGCCCAGGUAUUUUUGUAUGCAAAUGGAAAUGAGCACCCCCCAACUGCUAUUGAUCUAGACAAGUCAUUGCUGAAGAAUUUGCUAUUUAACCAAAGUCCUUCCAAGGAUGUUGCAUUGGCAUCCGUUUCAAUGAGGCCAAUUCCAUUUGCACCAGCUUUGGAGAAGCUCUCUCUCUCAGACAAGAAAUAUGGGACCGUGAGGCGGUUUUACAUAGAAACUCCAGAAGACAAUGCCAUAUCCAUAACACACCAGGAGAGCAUGAUAAACGCAGACCCUCCAGAACGAGUCUUCCGCCUAAAAGGCGCCGAUCACUCACCAUUUUUCUCAAAGCCCCAAGCUCUUCACAAGAUUCUGUUAGAGAUCUCAAAGUUAAGUUUGACAGUUUAAAAAAAUCACAGGCCAAUUCAGUUAGAUGGUUAGAGCUUCGCCGAAAUACACAUUGAUAAGGAGCACUUCAGGAAUCGGUUGUUGGUGCGUUGCAAGUUCCAAACAAGAUGGAGCACAAGUAGUCAAACUUGUUGUAAAUGUGCAUAGGAUUUGAGGUUGCCAAUGUAGUGCUUCUAUACAUCACAUUCCGGAUUAUGUUCUUCCCAUUUUUAUUGACGAGGGUUUUCUCAUCUUCA